AUGUCCUUGUGCCCUCUACUUGGCCCUCGGGGGCAAAAAGCAGACCAGCUCACACACGCUAAGAUACAAGGGCUGGUCAGGUUUAAAAGUUUUCCCUUCUGUGGUGUCUGCGUUUCUUACAGGGGUGAAGACAUCUUAAACCAGAGGAGUGACUCUCUAGUCGUGGAAUUUCAGUCGUCAACCAGCCGAUGCAGGAGUGUCUAUGAACCAGAUAGAAAUGUGUUACGGAGGAAAGAACGAGAAAGGAGAAAUCAGGAGACUCAACAGGAUGAUGGCACAUUUAAUUCCAGUUAUUCCCUCUUCAGUGAACCCUACAAGACUAACAAGGGGGAUGAGCUCUCCAACCGGAUCCAGAAUACGUUAGGCAAUUACGAUGAAAUGAAGGACUUUUUAACUGAUAGAUCUAAUCAGAGUCAUCUCGUUGGCGUUCCCAAACCUGGGGUUCCUCAGGCUGCUGUGAACAAGAUCGAGGAACAUUUUGUUGCAGAUUCAAGAGCCCAGCCCCAGGCCUCCUCUGUGUGCAGCACUGCAUCUUCCACACCAGCGGCUGUCCCCGGGCAGCAGAGUAAGAGGGGCACCGUGGGCUGGCAGAAGGCUGGGCACCUGCCUCCCGACGGCCCACAGAGAGCAACACAACAGAGCUCUCUCAGGACCUUGCUUGGAGAUGGCGCUGGCAGGCAGCAGCCACGGGCCAAACAGGUGUGCAAUGUAGAGGUGGGUCUUCAGACCCAGGAAAGACCACCCGCUAUGGCAGCCAAGCACAGCGGCAGUGGACACUGUGUUCAGAACUUUCCUCCAUCCCUGGCUUCCAAACCCAGCCUGGUCCAGCAGAAACCGACCGCUUACGUGCGGCCGAUGGAUGGCCAAGAUCAGGCUCCCGAUGAGUCUCCGAAGCUUAAGUCGUCCACGGAAACCAGCGUGCACUGCACGUCAUACAGGGGCGUCCCGGCCGCCAAGCCAGAGUCCACCAGAGCCAAGGCCAAGCUUUCCAAGUUCAGCAUCCCCAAGCCAUCGGAGGAGAGUCGAUCUGGAGAAACCAACAGCUGUGUGGAAGAAAUAAUCCGGGAGAUGACCUGGCUUCCACCACUUUCUGCUAUUCAGCCGCCUGGCAAGGUGGAACCCAGCAAAUUUUCAUUCCCAAAUAAGGACUCUCAGCUGGUUUCCUCUGGACACAAUAAUCCAAAGAAAGGUGAUGCUGAGCCCGAGAGUCCAGACAAUGGCACCUCGAAUACAUCAAUGCUAGAAGAUGACCUCAAGCUAAGCAGUGAUGAAGAGGAGGGUGAACAGGCAGCCCAGGGAACCACGCUCCACGCUCUGUCUGACAGCGCCGGGGUCCAGCAGGCCAGCUGCAGAGCCUCGGUGCCCUCCAGCAAGGGCAGCAGCAGCGGCAGCAGCAGCAGCGGCAGCAGUUCGUCCAGCGACUCGGAGAGCAGCUCGGGAUCCGACUCCGAGAGCGAGAGCAGCUCCAGCGAGAGCGAGGGCAGCAAGCCCGCCCACUACUCCAGCCCCGAGGCUGAGCCCGCGUCCUCUAACAAGUGGCAGCUGGAUAAAUGGCUAAACAAAGUUAACCCCCACAAGCCGCCUAUUCUGAUCCAGAAUGAAAGCCACGGCCUGGAGAGCAGUCAGUACUAUGCCCCCGGGAAGGACCCCGCGCAGGACUGCGGGAAACUCGCCGACGGGUGCCAGGCCGGCCUGAGGGAGAAGGACGUCAAGAGCGCCUGCAAGGAAGAGCAGAGGCCAAGGACAGCCAACAAGGCCCCGGGGACGAAGGGGGUGAAGCAGAAGUCCCCGCCUGCGGCUGUGGCCGUGCCUCCGGAGCCCACCAAAGCCAGGCCCUGUGCCAACAGCAGGACGGGCCACCGCAAGGAGCUGCGCGCCUCGGUCACCUGCGAGAAGCGCCGCACGCGGGGCCUGAGCAGGAUCGUCCCCAAGUCCAAGGAGUUCAUCGAGACAGAGUCCUCAUCUUCGUCCUCCUCCUCGGACUCUGACCUGGAGUCGGAGCAGGAGGAGUACCCUCUGGCCAAAGCGCCGGUCGUGGCCGCCGCCUCUGCGAGUGACCAGAGGCUCAAGGAGGCCGCCGGCAGCAUCAGCAGCGGCGGCGGGCCCCGCGCACCCGUGGGCUCCAUCAACGCCAGGACCACCAGCGACAUCGCCAAGGAGCUGGAGGAGCAGUUCUACACGCUGGUUCCCUUCGGCCGCAACGAACUUCUCUCCCCGCUGAAGGACAGUGACGAGGUCAGGUCUCUCUGGGUCAAAAUUGACCUGACCCUCCUGUCCAGGAUCCCAGAACACUUGCCCCAGGAGGCCGCAGCCCUCAGCGCGCCUGCAGCCAAGGACGCUGAGAGCGCACCUCCAAGCCACCCAUCCGACACACCCGUAGAAAAGGCUUUGCCCAAAUCCAAGAGGAAACGCAAGUGUGACAACGAAGACGACUACCGGGAGGUCAAGAAGGCCCAGGGAGAGAAAGAGAGCUCUUCCCGGCAGGCCGCCUCUGCCAGUAACACUGUGUCUGCGAAUCCUUGCAACAUGAACGUCAGCAGCUUGGCAAUACCCAUCAAUAAAAAUGAAAAGCUGCUCCGGUCGCCCAUCUCACCCCUCUCCGACGCCUCUAAACACAAAUACUCCAGCGAGGACUUGACGUCUUCCAGCAGGUCCAGCGGCAGUGGCUUGUUCCCUUCCACCGCCUCCAACAAAAAGCUCAAGGCGGAGAGCCAGCUGCCGGCUCAUGCCGCAGACCUCACGAAAGCAGCUCACCACAGCUCGGAAAGUGUUCUCCACAAGCCACGGCCACAGACGGAACCGUGGUCCCCGGGCUCCAGCGGCCACCGGGACUGCAAGAGGCAGAAACUCGUUUUCGACGACAUGCCGCGCAGUGCAGAUUAUUUUAUGCAAGAAGCUAAGCGGAUGAAGCAUAAGGCAGAUGCAAUGGUGGAAAAGUUUGGAAAGGCUUUGAACUACGCCGAAGCAGCCUUGUCAUUCAUUGAGUGUGGAAAUGCAAUGGAACAGGGCCCAAUGGAAUCCAAAUCUCCAUACACAAUGUAUUCAGAAACAGUGGAACUCAUCAGGUAUGCUAUGAGACUAAAGACCCACUCAGGCCCCAAUGCCACACCAGAGGAUAAACAGCUGGCUGCGUUAUGUUACCGAUGCCUGGCUCUCCUGUACUGGCGGAUGUUUCGACUCAAAAGAGAUCACGCUGUCAAGUAUUCAAAAGCACUUAUCGACUAUUUCAAGAAUUCAUCUAAAGCUGCCCAAGCCCCAUCUCCAUGGGGAGCCGGUGGAAAGAGCACUGGAACCCCAUCCCCCAUGUCCCCCAACCCCUCCCCCACCAGCUCCGUGGGAUCUCAGGGGAGCCUCUCCAAUACCAGCGCCCUGUCCCCUUCGACCAUCGUCAGCAUCCCACAGCGCAUCCACCAGAUGGCAGCCAAUCACGUCAGCAUCACCAACAGCAUUCUCCACAGCUACGACUACUGGGAGAUGGCAGACAACCUGGCCAAGGAAAACCGAGAGUUCUUCAACGACCUGGAUCUGCUCAUGGGGCCGGUCACCCUGCACAGCAGCAUGGAGCACCUGGUCCAGUACUCCCAGCAGGGCCUGCACUGGCUGCGGAACAGCGCCCACCUGCCGUAGGGACCGCGCCCUGCGGCCGCACUGUGCUCCCACCUCCGCGGACGGCUCAAUGUUUCUGGACACUGUGCUACUGACAUUCCCAGCCACAGCAUUUAUCAAAAUCCAGUGAAUAUUUUCUCAGCCUCGAACAAUGGUCUUUUCCCAGGGCAUGUGUGCCUGUAUGUGUGGGUGUACAAGCAGCAGCCUGUGUGUGUAAGAUGCACAGCUCUUAAAACCUAUUUUCUUUGUCUAGUUUCCAUAAUCCCAGGCUAGACAAAGUGAUCAGAGGUUUCUGAUUAGAGGAAAUACACUUACACACACACACACACACACACACACACACACUUUCUACUUCAAAGCUAAACCAUGACUUUUUAGAACAUUCAACCAAAAUCUCGCUGUGAGUUCACAGGUGCAGCACACGCAGCACACCAACAGCCUGACUGCCAGUGAAGACGACCUAGUCCUCACGUUGUUGAUGACUUUCAGUGUUGAUAGACGAUCCCCACUUACCCUCUGGUUGUCCGUGUUCAUGGGUAAUUGAAUAAUGAAAGUCAGUCACGUUUUGCUGGAUGUUUACUAGGUUGCAUGUUACCAAAUGCCCUGCCUUUCAUUUACUACUCGCCCCCUCCAUCCAACUUUAUCAUCAGCUAAAUGCGUGGUGAGCAAAUGGAUCCACUGCCCUGCCCCCAUCGUGGUCUGAACGUGGCGCAGAUGUUCGGCGAGAACUCGGUGCUUUUGGAAGCGAGCCAGCCAGCGCUCAGGCAGCCACGGCUGCGUUUGGGAGCCCAGUCAGGAACUGGAACCUCCUGCACCUGCAACAAGCCCGCCCAGCACCGGUGUUUCUUCUUCCUGCCUCUGUGGCACGCGGCUGGGGAGCCUUGCGGCACUUCUCAGCCUUUUAAAUGUGGCGAUUUUUUAAGCCUUUUCUUUCCACGAUAGCUUUCUUACAAACGUCUUGGCCAAAUCAGGACGCUACCCCGAUUGCCCCUUCACUGGGAGCCUGUGUGUGUUGCUUAUCGGGCUGAGAGCCUCGUGCUCCUGAUGGUGUCUGAUGCUCUCACGCCUCCUGCAGAAUGUGCCACGUUAAUGCAUUUUGAACGGGGGUACGUGUGGGGCUCUGGUUAGCUGGCUGCUUACUGCACAGGGUGCUGUUUGGGGUAGCGACCCCAGAACGUCACGCUCAUGUCCUCUGUGUUUGGUAUGUUUACGUCUCGCCCUUAACUCUUUUCUUUUUUUUAUUAAGUUUACAUUUUAAUUUUUUGACACCUGUUUACAGUUUUUGUCUGAAACUUGUUUAUUUUAUAGUCCCCUGUCAUGUCCUAGAUUUAGUCUUCUUAUUAAAUAUAUUUGGAUAUAAAAUUAUUGCUUAAAAAGAAAAACUUCUGGGGGAAAAAAGGAUGUACUUUGCCAUAUUUUAAAAACAAAAACAAUGUCCCUGAGGCCUCUCACUUGACCAUAUUGCACCAGGCUGGUCUGAGAAAGACCUCGGUGCGGUUUACGGAGCUCCCCCACCCUUUCUCCAGGGGGCGGUGGCGCCCAGCAUUUAUAACAGAUACUCGUGUGCUCUCACCAACGGUCAGUUGGUCCAGUUUCGAUGUUGACAUUGUCAGCCUGUUGGAUAGUGGAAGUAAGAUUGCUGUAAUUCCCUAGCUCUCAGCACUCUUUCAAAACUGUACAAAUGAUUGAUCUGUGCGCAUGGUGACCCGAAAUUAACUUAGAAAGAGCAAGUGAAGGGCUUAUGAAAUUGGCAUUUGGCUUUGGCCUUCAAGCAUCUGCACUGCUCACAGAGUUUGUUUUACUUUUAUCCAGCCGAGGGGUUUGUCACACCCUCUCGCUAGUCCUUGUGGGUGGAGUUCAUGAUCCCAUUCGUGUUGGGAAUUUCAGUCUAACUUAAGAAAUUGUGAACUGGUGUGUGGGGUGUUUUUGUUUGUUUGUUUGUUUGGAGGACUGAGGUUUAGUUCUGCUUGCUCUUGCUGAAUUCCGCUGAAAUGUUCAAACUCUCACAUAAGGGGUGACCCUCAGGUGCAUCCCCAGGUGCUCUGCUGGCCUCGUCCAUCUUAAAGCUGCAGGCCUAUGCGGUAUCCACGUGGUGUGCUACCGUGAAGCCCCAUCUACACACACAGGUGGCCUCUGGCGUUUUAUCAGUGUUUUGAAGACCAUGUUUCCCAACAAAACCUGUCGUGGUGGGGGUGGCCUUUCGUUUCAUCGUGGAGCACGAUGGGGCAGUGUGUGUUAGCUUGGAAGAGAUGAUUAUGGUAAGGAGCCAACUUCUUCUUGUUGCGUGUGAAAGUCAUUCAUAACUGUUCCUUUUAUUUAGUUUUGUUCAAAGUAGAAAUAUAUUUCUUGCAUUUUCUGAUUAUAAGAGCAAUACAUGCUUCAAUGUAAAAAUUCAGACAACAUGGAAACGUAGAAAGUAGAAGUAGUAAGUCCCACCCCAAUCUCCCCCCACCCCCAAGCAACCACUGUUCACAGCUUCAUGUCUGUCCUUCUAGUGACUCUCCUGUUUCAACAUGUACUGUCCAUUAUUAUGUCUUUCUGUUUGGAGACAUAUUUCCUUAGCCGUUCAGCACAAGUCAACUGACCUAUCCUUCCGUGUCCUGAACGGAUGCCACCCUUUAUCACAAUGUAAUCAAAUGCAUUCCUGAUCAACAUGUGGGAUUUGUGACUGCUCUACACAGAUCAGACUUAUGUGCAGAGUUGUGCCUGGAAAGAGAGGUUUGGUUAAAACAGAUAUUUCUGGAAACUUUCCAAUUACAAAUGGAAACUCGGACCCACGAUCUAAUGAGGAAUGUACUGGAAAAAUAAUCUGAAGAGCUGACAAAUUGUGUACUAGAUUGAACGCAUAGAACGCAAUGCAAUGAGACUCCCUGCACUAAAACUUACCCCAGUGUGUGCAACACUGAUGCGUGUAUUAUAUAACAGUGAUGUGUACAUUUCUGAAAUCCCAUGCAUACGAUACACAGUUUGUAUAAAUGCAUACAUUUAAAAAUAUAUAUGUACAAUACAGCUACCAUGAGACUGUAGUACGCCUGAAGGGUAUGACUAGUGCCUAACAUUGAGUGUAAGUCACUGCGUGUUCGCAUCACCUUGGAAGUACGGUAAUUGUUAUAAAAUUAAUCAGUGCAACCAACAUUAUUUAUGAAUCACAUCUUUGAAACUGUGCAGUAGUAUAUACAUAUAUAUUUUUAAACAACAUUUUUCACAGUUUUCCAGAGUUACUGUUGAAAUCUGUAUCACCAAAAAAAAAAAAAAAAGCAAGAUUUUUUUAAUGAUGUAGACACUCUUCAGACCCAGUAAUCUGUGUGUGAUUUCCUGUUUGUAGAUACCCAAGAGACUUUAGCAGUCACCAGCCUUAAUGCAUGUACAGGAUAUUAUUGUGACUUAAUUUAUCUGCAGUUUUUAAUCCAUGUGAAAUUGGAAUUUAUAAACUGACUUGGAUUAAAUAUGUCUGCCUUUCUAAGGUUGCAAAUGUUACAUUAAAUGAUUUAUGUUGUAAA
Molecule: messenger RNA, 7106 nt
Organism: Myotis brandtii (Brandt's bat)
Lineage: Eukaryota; Metazoa; Chordata; Mammalia; Chiroptera; Vespertilionidae
Gene: AFF3
Product: AF4/FMR2 family, member 3
Exons: 23
Coding region: 1-3627 (1208 amino acids)
Biological process (GO): regulation of gene expression
Cellular component (GO): super elongation complex; nucleus
Source: RefSeq, a predicted model, not a curated record